AUGGCGCUCUCGGUGGCUUGGCUGUGCUUUCUAUUCCUUUGCCUAGUUGCUCUCAAUGAUGCGUUCUUAUUUCGCAGUAGAUCCAGAAGACGCAUUUCGAUUAGAAUAACUCGGUGCGACUCGAAGCGAAAUUGCGUGUCAUGUACAAAUCACAAAAGCUGGUCAGGAAAGCCGUGUCGUUGGUGCCCAAGAGAUAAAAAAUGUCACACUUAUGGCGCAAUCCUCACCAACCCUUGCUCAACGACAGAAGAUGUUGUAAGCGCAAGAACUUGCAGUAGCAUUGUGAAUCCAAUUUAUGACAGCUCAUUGGCAUUCAAAAUGGUUUAUCUCUCUGCUUUGGCGUACGCUGAUAACGUCGCUAAGUAUAUACUUAAAGCAACAGAGGUAGGUUGCCAGAGUUUCACCAUAGAUAAUAAAAACACUUUUUCAACUGUCCAUUUUUUCAACUUCACAACAGUCGACUCUGAUGGGGAGAAGCGAAUUACAGACUACUACACCGAGAACGAAAAGAAUUAUCAUAUCAUUUUCCCACUCUGUCGGUUGACUGUCAUCUGCUGCACGGCACUGCACAGUGACACCAAACUAACAACCUAAAAUAGUUUGGAAGUUUGUUUUUUUAUAACAACCUGUCUUGGAUCUCAUUCUGUUUCCUCUCUGAGGAAUAUUGAACCAUUAUUAGACCUAUUAGUGCCGCUUGGUUUAGUUUAGGUUUCCUCCUUUAGUAACACUGGAUCAACAAUAGGCGGCUCUUACUGGACCUCAAGGGCGAACAGUUUAGAACUGAUAGAGCUACCCAGUACAUGAGCAUUUUGUUCAACAUUUAGGUGGCUAGCUUCCGUCUGGUUAGACAGGUCACAAAGUCUUGUGCAGGAAAAGCAAAAUGUUCAGGAUUCGUCGCAGUUUCCCAUACCGAACGCGCAAUCGCCGUUGCAUUCAGAGGCUCUGAACAUUCCAAUCAAGUCAUAGUAGAAGCUCUGACGAUAUUGGCUGUGCCUAAAGUACCUUUCCAAGCUGGUGGAAAGGUCCAGAAAUAUUUCAACGAUGCAUUUGUUCUGAUUUGGAAUGACCUGAAGAAUUAUGUUUAUAGAGAGAUAAGAAGGUGAGCUUUUGUGAUUUACGAUUUGAGGCAUUCCCCAUCAAUAAAGGAUAUGAUGGUCUGGAAACUGAACAAAAGUCGAUGUGUCAUGUUUUUGUCGGAGUUUACGUUAAUUUGUAUUUUCACACAUUGUAUUUUCGUAUAGCGAAGUAAUCAUCCAAUAAAAAUAACUGAGAUGAAACGUGCAAUCACAAUGAAUAAUAUUUAAUAAAGUUGAGACAAAGGAUUUGUGCACGGUGAUGUACAGUUCAAUAUCAAACAAAGGUCUUCUAUUUUGUAGCUUUGAAGUUUGGCGGGCUUCCAGACCAUCCUAUCUUGACACAUCUCUGAGACCAAAUUAUGACAAUAUAGUUUCUCGCGCAUGGCAGAGGAGCGCUUCCAGUGUGACUACCAAACACAACCGGUUUCCUCCAGGUACUUCAGUAUUUCCUGUGGUAACACUGGAACAGUAUAGCAUGAACUUAGCAGACCUCUAAUAGGAAGAACAGUUUAGAACUAAUAGAGCUAUCCAGUAUAAGGCUAGUUUAGUUUCCUUCUGUAGUAACACUGGUCGAUGAGCCCUUAAUAUUGAGCCUCUAGAGAGAAUCUCCCAGAAUAAGUCUCGUGCCUUUUUGUGUCAAGGUAUCGCCACUACAAAGUCUGGGUUACUGGUCACUCUCUUGGUGGAGCACUGGCGUCUUUGGCAAGCACAGUUCUACUGCACGAGGGACGCACACGCAAAAACAACCUGUUCUUGUACACGUUUGGUCAACCUAGAGUCGGGGAUCACCAGUACGCCUUACGACACGACAGACUGGUCCCAAUUAGCUUCAGAGUUACCCAUUUCAGAGAUCCUGCAGUUCACCUGCCAACUUGUUCAUCCUUGGUACCUGGGGGGGCAUGUAUUGCUUAUACAGGGGGCCCCUAUCAUCAUGGAAAGGAGAUUUUCUAUGGCAACCGGGUGAUGACGAAGACAUCGCCUUAUAAAAAGUGUCAAGGAUUGCCAUAUGAUGAGGACCUGGCAUGUAGCAACAAACCUUCAGUGUGGGCCAAGUGUCUCACAUCUGAAUUGAAGAAAUGUAUUAAAGAUCAUCAGUUCUACUUCGGAAUCAGAGUUGGCGUCUGGUGGAAAGAAUGA
Paramuricea clavata is the source of this 2213-nucleotide messenger RNA. The record is from the annotation of a GenBank genome assembly. NCBI's taxonomy places the organism in Eukaryota, Metazoa, Cnidaria, Anthozoa, Malacalcyonacea, Plexauridae.